AUGUCUACACCACCUACAUCGUCCUUCUCGGUUUCAUCAACACCUAUGCCGUACAUACCAGCGGCGCCUGCGUCGACCCAUGCGCCAGCUUCAGCUCCAUUAAGAGCUCAACAAACAAGCGCUCAUCAGCUGAAACCGCAGUCGUCGUUGACGGUGCAGCCACAGUCACAACUAGCGGCAACGCCGCCGCCGGCGUUGCCGCUACCCCAAGCACAGCCUCAGGCCCAAUCUCACGCUUCUCAAGUUCAACCACAGCAGCAGCUCCAGCACCAACUUCAUCAGCCACCGCCCGUACCACCACCACGUGCACCCACACAUGUCGCCACACCUGUACCGUCUGUUACGCCUAAGCCUUCGAUCCAAGAUCUUUCAGGUGCAUCUACUUCGCCGGCAGCUGUGCCAGCAGCGGCACUUCCAUCAUCUGCACAGAAGAUGAGCUACAUGGGUGGGUCAGCAAGUACAACACCGUCAAUGGUUUUGGCACAUACACGGCAGCCUGUUGCCCCAACUGUGGCGCCGAGAGAUACAAUUCCCGCCCCUCGGUCACCACCGCGCAAGCAGCGGAGCAGUCGAAUCCAGCCGAGUCAGUAUGUGCAGCUAGAACAUUUGCCGUCAUUUUCCGAGGUUGUCCCCUCGGAACGAUCACAACUCUUUGUAAAGAAACUGCAGCAGAGCAGUGUGGUGUUUGACUUCACGGAUGCGAGUGCAGAUCUUAUGGGAAAGCAGGUCAAGGCACAGGCUUUGCAGGACAUGCUUGAAUACAUUACGACUCAGCGAGGUGUGAUCACGGAAGCUGUCUAUCCUGAGAUGGUCAAUAUGUUUGCAUCCAAUUUGUUUCGGACGAUUCCUCCCCCAUCAAGUUCCUUGGGCGAUGCCUUUGAUCCGGAAGAAGACGAACCUGUCCUCGAAUUGUCGUGGCCCCAUCUCCAGCUUGUGUACGAACUUUUUCUCCGCUUUGUGGAGAGCACUGAACUGAACACGAGUAUUGCGAAAAAAUACAUUGAUCAUUCGUUUGUGGUACAGCUCUUGGAUCUUUUUGACAGUGAGGACCCGCGUGAGCGAGACUUUCUCAAGACGACGCUUCACCGGAUCUAUGGCAAGUUAUUAAAUUUGCGUGCUUUUAUCCGGCGCUCGAUCAACAAUGUGUUUUUCCAAUUCAUCUACGAGACCGAGAGACACAAUGGUAUUGCAGAGCUCCUAGAGAUCCUUGGUUCGAUCAUAAAUGGGUUUGCAUUACCAUUGAAGGAGGAACACAAAGUGUUCUUGUCUCGUGUGCUGUUGCCACUUCACAAAGUCAAGUGUCUCGCUAUGUAUCACCCUCAACUUGCGUACUGUGUCGUGCAAUUUAUUGAGAAGGAUAGCACGCUCACAGAAGAGGUCGUUAUGGGCCUGCUUCGAUUCUGGCCCAAGACUAAUUCGCAAAAGGAAGUCAUGUUCCUGAACGAGGUAGAGGAAGUUUUGGAUGUCAUUGAGCCUGGCGACUUCGUGAAGAUCCAAGUGCCUUUAUUCCAACAGCUUGCCCGCUGUAUUGAAAGCCAGCAUUUCCAGGUCGCCGAAAGAGCAUUAUACUUCUGGAAUAACGAGUAUGUUGUGAAUUUGAUGGGCGACAAUGUUCAAGUGAUUCUGCCUAUUGUAUUCAACAGUCUGUAUGAAAAUUCUAAGAACCAUUGGAACCCUACAAUUCAUACGCUGGUAUACAAUGCACUCAAGUUAUUCAUGGAAAUCAACCCAGCCUUCUUCGACCUUGUGUCUAACGAGCACCAGCACAACCUCUUGCUUGCUGAUCAGCUUCAGCAAGAAAGGAGACAAGCGUGGAAACGUAUCCAGACCGACGCACUUCGUAACUCCAUAAAACACGGCUUAAAAGCGCCUGAAUCCGUGUUGAUGACGCAGCUGGAGUCGACGGCUCCUGCGUCCUUGCCACGCUCGCUCCUACUCCAAGACAAUGGCUCGUUUUCUGACAUGAUUCCGCUCUCGAACUCGCUUUCUGGCCUAGCACCUCCAGCGCUGAGUCUAGCCUCGACAUCCGGCGUGGUGCAUGGACUCUCCACUCAUUCUGAUGCCCCUCGCGCCCGAACACCGCCCAAUCGCGAUACUAUGUUCACCAACAAUCAAGACUAUUCGCCUAUCAGCGCAAAUGGCUCAUCCACCCGCGAAUAUGAAGAUGCAGAGCAAAACGUCUUGCAUGAUUUAGCCGAUCAUAUCGUGCCGUCCUAUCUAGGCUGA
Malassezia globosa CBS 7966 is the source of this 2226-nucleotide messenger RNA. RefSeq lists its product as uncharacterized. Bases 1 to 2226 code for a protein of 741 amino acids. The record is from RefSeq and is a predicted model, not a curated record. Gene Ontology annotation, biological process: signal transduction. Lineage: Eukaryota; Fungi; Basidiomycota; Malasseziomycetes; Malasseziales; Malasseziaceae. Gene Ontology annotation, cellular component: protein phosphatase type 2A complex. The transcript has a single exon. Gene Ontology annotation, molecular function: protein phosphatase regulator activity.